This is a messenger RNA of Clupea harengus (Atlantic herring), 6328 nucleotides long. RefSeq names its product nfe2 like bZIP transcription factor 1b (gene nfe2l1b). Gene Ontology annotation, cellular component: nucleus. The record is from RefSeq and is a predicted model, not a curated record. NCBI's taxonomy places the organism in Eukaryota, Metazoa, Chordata, Actinopteri, Clupeiformes, Clupeidae. Gene Ontology annotation, molecular function: RNA polymerase II cis-regulatory region sequence-specific DNA binding; DNA-binding transcription factor activity, RNA polymerase II-specific. Gene Ontology annotation, biological process: regulation of transcription by RNA polymerase II.
CACCAAGGUUAUUAAUUCAGUGGUAAUUAUUCAUACGAUAGUGUGAAAAUAGACUUUAAAGCAGCAAGCAUGCUAGCGAUAGCUAGCACAUUCGGCCGGUUAGUCUGCUAGGUAGAUAGCUAGCGUGGCCGCUGAUUCUGUGGUAUAGAUCUGUGGAUUGAUGUUGUCUCAGCUCACAUCCUUCUUCACUAGGAGUAAAAUCUGGUUUGAAACGUAAACAACGAAGAAACAUUUAGCUGCAUUUGCUAUUUAAACUUCGUUUAUUGUCUGUGCAAAGGCGAUGUUUAACGCGCAACGUUCCGCCCCUCGUAUUUUCCUAUUGGAUGGAAUGUAUAACAAGCCGGUAGAUUAAUUCUAUCCCUGUAUUGUGGAUGGCUGCUUAGCCUGUCAGUCACGGUUACACCACUUGUUGCUAUUGAGGAUGUUGGAUGCCGAUAGCGGAAGUGUGCGGGAUCAAUACUUCCUGGUUGUUUGGCAAGUGUUCGUGCUUUGUGGUGCUAGAAUGGUGAGAUAAAAUAGUGGUUAUAGGUCAGAAAAGUGUGUCAGUAACAUAUUCAAUUUAGACAUGAAAGCAUUUUCUGCAGGGAAGUGUUUAUUUUGAAAACUGCGAGAAGAUUACCCACCGUAGACCACGGGCAGAUUUUGGACGGGAUGGGACUCAGCAGAGAUGGGCUUGGAAGAGGUCAUUGGACAGAGGACUACCAACAAGCUUUGGAAUAUGACCACUCUUUUGAUUUUGUUUGAAAGAGUGCACUGAAAAUAACAAAGAAAUACUGUCAAGAGUAUACAAUACUGUCUCAUUGGCUCUCUAAAAGAAGUUCAAAUAGCCUAAGGGAAAUCCUUUGAUUUGUUUGCAUUCUUUUGUCGCUCAUGUUUGAAUGCUAUCUUUGAUUUUUCAUUUUGACUGAAGUGAAAGAGCAACCAUAGCAGGCCUGUGGGUGUGACUCUUGGGUUUUUUUUUGUUCGUUUUAUUUUUACUUUCAUUUUUUUGGUGCUUUGCUAAGAAAUGCUUUACCUGAAAAAGUACUUCACAGAGGGCCUGAUUCAGUUCACCAUCCUACUGAGUCUCAUUGGGGUGCGGGUGGACGUGGACUCCUACCUGAACAAUCAGCUGCCCCCACUGCGCGAGAUCAUCCUGGGCCCCACCUCGGCCUACACCCAGACGCAGUUCCACAACCUCCGCAACACACUGGACGGCUAUGGCAUCCAUCCCAAAAGUGUGGACCUGGACCACUUCUUCGCCACGCGCCGGCUGCUGAACCAGGUGCGCUCCCUGGAUCACCUGCAGGUGCCCAGCACCGAGGUCAGUGCCUGGCUGGUGCACCGUGAUCCGGAGACAGUGGUGUCGGCUGCAGGCCAGUCGAGCCCCAGCAUCACCCUGGACAAUGGUGGGGGCCUGGAGGAUGUGAACAGCCCCGAGGCCUCCACCAUGAGGGGGGGCAGCGGAACGUCUGAGUCCACCUACAGCCAAGGCGGAGAGAACAGCCUGGGAGCGGUGGCCCCGGAGGACAGCCAGGAGCAACCAGGCGAGCGGGACAACAACAACGAUGACCUUACCAAGGAGGACAUUGACCUGAUCGACAUCCUGUGGAGGCAGGACAUUGACCUUGGCGCAGGGCGGGAGGUGUUCAACUACAGCAGCCGGCAGAAGGAGAGCGAGGCAGAGAAGCGCAACGAGGACGAAAAGGACGGUGGCGAAGAGCGCCCGGAGAGCUGGAGGAACGGUCUCAACCUGGAGGAGGACCAGCCGCCGGCUCCCGUGGAUGGGGAGACUGGCGAGAGCAUACCUGAGCAGCUCCCCAGCCUGGGCACUCAGACCUCUCUGUCCCUCCAGGAGUGCCUCAGACUUCUGGAGGCCACCUUCCCGUUCGGAGAAGAGUCGGAGCUCCAAAAUCCAGUUGUCACCUCAGAGCUGAGGGACACUAGUGAAGAGGCUCCCUCUACCUCUCAGGGCCUGCCCUUACUUCCAGUUCGCCCCCAGCCUGAACCACAGCUGGACCUUGAGCAGCAGUGGCAGGACAUCAUGGCCAUUAUGGAGCUGCAGGACAUGGAGGUGAACAGCACGGCUGAGGGGUCCUUAGAUAGUAGCCACGCUACAGACAGCGGUGGCGGCACCGGCAGCAGCAGUAGCAGUGGAGGCACACCUGAGUCGAGCACCAUGGGUGAGUUUGGCCUCUCGCGCUCCACCCUCAUCAACCAGGACGUCAGCCUACACCAGGCAUCCCUUCCCAGUUGCAGCCAGGACUUCCCAACGCUCUUCAACCCGGACUUGGAUCCCAACGGGACCCUCCGGCCCGCGCUGCUCCGGCUGUCCUCCAGCAAUUCCUCCAACAUCAACUCCACGUAUGGGGCCACCAACCUGACGGGACUCUUCGCCCCACCUCCACUCAACAGCACCACCAAUCUCACGUCCACCCACACGCUGACUGACCCCUUUAGCAGUCUCUUGGAGGAGUCCAUGCUGGAUGAGAUCAGCCUGCUGGACCUGGCCAUGGAGGAAGGCUUUAGCCAAGCCCAGGCAUCCCAGCUGGAGGACGAACUGGACUCCGACUCUGGCCUCUCCCUGGACUCCAGCCACAGCCCGGCGUCGCCGAGCAACUCUGAAACCUCUUGCUCCUCCGCCGCCUCCUCAUCCUCCACUUCCGCCACCUUCUCAGAGGAGGGAGCGGUGGGCUACAGCACCGACUCGGAGGCGGCCAGCCCUGAGAUGGAGGAAGGCGCUGUCGGAGGCUACCAACCUGAGUACAGCAAGCUAUGCCGGAUGAGCUACCAGGAUCCGUCUCAGUUUGGCAGCCUCCCUGAGCUGGACAACGUCAACCACAACCACACCUACAACCUCCCGCUGGCGUCCUCCUACCCCGACCACUCCCAGCUGCCCGGCUCCUGUGGCAAGAAAACGGGCCGCGACAAGUCGCUCCCCCACCAGUCCAAGCUCCAGCCACCUCGCGAGUUCCUCGACAAGCACGCGAGUCGCGACGAGCGCCGCGCCCGCUCCAUGAAGAUCCCCUUCUCCAAUGAGAAGAUCAUCAACCUGCCCGUGGAGGAGUUCAACGAGCUGCUGGCCAAGCACCACCUGAGCGAGCCCCAGCUGGCGCUGAUCCGCGACAUCCGCCGGCGCGGCAAGAACAAGAUGGCCGCCCAGAACUGCCGCAAGCGCAAGCUGGAUACCAUCCUGAACUUGGAACACGGUGUGCAUGACCUGCGCCGCGACAAGGCCCGGCUGCUCAAGGAGAAGAUGGAGUUCCUGCGUUCCAUCCGCCAGAUGAAGCAGAAGGUACAAAGCCUGUACCAGGAGGUGUUCUCCCAGCUGAGGGACGAACAUGGGCGUCCGUACUCAGCCAGCGACUACGCCCUGCAGUACGGGCCCGAUGGCAGUGUGCUAGUCAUGCCGCGCAGCCUGGCCGCUGAGCAGAGCCGCAAGCCCGACAAGAAACAGAAGGACAAGAAGAAGUGAAGAGAUGGAAAGUCGCUGCCUUUUUUUCCUUUUUUUGCGAAAACGUCAAAAAAAAAUUACACAAAAAAAAAUCAAGAUUUUUAACAAGGCAAAAGAAAAGUGUCUUUCUUUUUUUGUUGUUCUUUGAGAAGAUCCUAGAGAGAGGAGAAAAAAAUUAGUGAUGUUCGUUACUCUUCCUGCAUUAGUUUUCCUUUACUUGUUUUGUUUUUCUUCUGAAAAACAACGUUGAGGCAGAAGUGCGUUGAGUACUGGUUCUCAUGUUUUUUUUUUAUUCUUCUUUUGCUUUUUGAUGGGGAAAAAAAGAGAUGGCAAAGAAAAGCAUGGUGACUGAGUACUAGCUGAAUCUUCUUGGUAAACAACCCUGUGUAGGCUAAGUCUUUUGGCUCAUCAGGAUACACCAGAGAUAAACAUGGAAGGUCAUCUUUGUUAUAUGGAGAAGGGAAGAGAUUGACCUCAUGUAAGUCUAUUCCAGAAGAACUUUUAGCCAACAACAACAACAACAAACAACCUCUGUUGUGUGCAGGGACGUUGUUAGACAGCAUUGUUAGAACCUUCUGCCAAGGUAUAGAGGGGGGUUCUGCCCUGUGGCUUCCUCUGGUUGAUGAACGGUUGCAGUUGAGGUGAUUUUUUUGAGGAUGACGGCCUCUCAUGUAGGGUCAUUUUGAUGGGUGGCAGACUUAUAAGUUGGAAAUUGAAGAGGUGGGGAGGGGGGGAGGCAGCCAAGCCUGAAAACAGGGACACUCAUAUUAUACCUGUCUUGCCAGUUCUACCCCAAGGUUGUACUGCUUGUGGUGUACCUUCCACUGUCUUACUGGACACUCAAUGCACCUCCUUCAGAUGAGUGUGCACUUCAAACUGACAGUUUAUUUUCCCCACUGGACAAUAUCUCAACAGGGUGUGUGUGUGUGUGUGUGUGUGUGUACCUCUCCCUUGUCGAGAUUCAGCAGCAUUUAACCAGGAACUGAGACCGAGGAACCACAAGGGCAAGGAUGGAAAAAGGACAGUUUGUUGGGAGAAGGGCCUUGUAGAGCCAAGUAUUUUCUUUUUGAAGGUUGAUGUCAAAGACGGACUGAUACAAACAAGAUUAAUCAGCUUGUGUACUCUACACCCCAGCACUGCGGAGCCAACCUCAUAUCGCUUGGCACCAAGAUGCUUAUCUCCUGGAGAGCCUUCUGCCACCAAGAACAAGUUCUCCGGGCAAGCUUCCAUGGUCACAUUGCAUCCGCUCAUGGACUUUUCCCUGAACGAGCAAGUCCGGCAGGCUGGUUUGGCUUCGAAUUGGCAUUCCCAGAAAGAACAGCUCCGUUGAGGUGCAUCUCAUCCAUCUCUCCCUCACACGUCAGCUGAGGUUGCCGUUCACAUAGAAGGUCAUCGGCACGAUAAGGAGUCCUUCAGCGCAACACAAAGACACAGCCCUCUACUUGGGAUGGUCCCCCAGGGACUCACUGUACAGGCUUAGCAUCAGCUCUGUUCUGGCUGAUUUGGAAUCCGCUGCGUCUUCAACAGUAAUGUUUUUUCGUUUUCAGCACUCAUCCACAGUGUAGAGGAUGGCGCACUCCAUUGUCACGGUGCCCAAAGGCAGCAUGGACACAAACACACAUAUACACACAUAUACACACACACAUACUCGUACAUACACACUGGGACAAUUUUAGCUGUCUUUGGAGCAGUCACGUCUGGUUACAGAAGGUCGAGUUAUUCUGCAGAUUGAAGUACUGAGGAUGGACUUAGAAUGGUGAAAGUUUGACUCUUUCUUCAUUCGAAUACGUAGCUCUCGACAGAUUUUAGUUUACAUGCAGUCAUCAAUUUUCUGUUGCUUGAGGCUUUUCAGUUUCAAUCGGUAUCAAGCGAGCGUGUGAAAUGAACUCCGGUGUCUCCUAUUGCCUUUGUUUUACAAGCACACUUGUAUUUAGGGAGCAUUCUUAUCUCUCACCAAAACACUACAAUCUUUGGUUUCUGUGCUUGUUGGUGGGGGGUCAAAUACGCAAGCUUGAAGAAGGUUCGCAUGUACCCCUAACCGUUCGGGUGAUGCUUGUUAUUGCAGCAAUUUGAUUUCUCCCCCAAGGCUGGUAGAAUUCUUUUCAUUAUUCACGCCCUAGAUUGGGUUCUGAGGAACUAAGAUGUAUACAAUAGCACUGAUAUGAAUGUCUAAUCUGCUAUAACUGUUGGUUCUCACUUUUACCUUAUUAGUCUCUGUAGCCCUUGCACUCUCACUACCCACAAAGGAGCCAUGCAGAAUACCUUAUUGUGUGUCUGAUGCCAUUUAAAAAUAAAUAUGCAAGAUUUAAUGUUAAAAAAAACAUUCUUUUUUUUAAAUCUCAAAAUGAAUGAAAGAAAAAAAAGAUAAGGUUGACUCAAAAUACCGGUGUAGAUCAAUUGGAGCUUUUGGGGGGGGGGACUGAGGGGUGGGAGGGAGAGACAUGAAGCCUUUAGGAUGUGUAAAAGUGGGUUUGAUGAUGUGAAGCCUUGUUUUGGAAAAAGAAAAUGGGGGGAAAAAAUUAGGCGCCACUUGUACUUGCAUAGCUACAUACUCCAAAGCCCUGUUUUUUAUGUUGUUUGUUCGCCCUGAGAACUUAUGUUUGUCAUGUUGUACUGUAAAUAUUUUUAUGUUUUCCCUACAUGUUUGCCGUAUAAGAGCUUGUCUCUGAACCUGUGUGCGUGUGUGCGUGUGUGCGUGUGUGCGUGUGUGUGUGUGUGUGUGUGUGUGUGUGAGUGUGUAUCAGAAAGCCCUUUUACCUUUGCUUUGGAUUUAGUUGUACAGUUUACUUUUAUUUGGUUUUCUUUUGAUGACUUUGCUGGCAAUCUGGGAUUGUUCUUUUAUUGAUUAAUAAAAUGUUUUUAUUUUCAACCAUGAAUUAAAUGGUUUGCUCUUAA